AUGUCCGCGACACUGACAGACCCGUAUCGAGGCUAUGUGGUGACUUAUUCGGACGCGAAUAAGCCUGACGGCCAUGACUUGAUUUAUGAUGCCCAGCCGCUACGCGAUCGAUUCCUGAACGGGCUUUCCUACCAGCCUGAAGCCCACCCAACCUCUUACGGUUCUCAACCCCAGGGCAUAUUGCCUCUACCCGAGCCGCACGCCAACAACGGUCAUAAUGAGCCACAGCCAGGCUAUAGUCCCUUGCCCCAGCUGCUCCAUCCCCCACACUACAGCUACGAUCUCGCGACCCUCCCAGCGAGUAGGAAACGGUCGCGCUCGGACAGUGAAGGAGAGGGCAGCCGCGAUAUGGAUCGCAGUAUCGGACUGCGCCCGCCGAUCCAACCCAUGCAUAUGGAUGGAUCGGCCUCUGCGCCAGAAUCCGACUUGCUAUUCCCUAUCCACAGCGAUCAUUCGGAAUCGCACGCUUCUUCAGCGCACGGGUUCGCUUCCCCGAUCUCUCUCCCUCUUCCUCUCCCUCUCCCCAUUCCGCAGCAUCAUCACCACCGUCUUCCUCCCCAGGCUCUUCUGCUCUCCGGGCCUCAUGGCCCGGGUUCUGGCUCCCCAUCCUUACAGAUAGGGCCUCCCAGUGUGGUGGGCCAGCCGGGGAUGCCAGAGCCAGCACCCCGGCCAAAGGGCCCAAAGCUUAAGUUUACGCCAGAAGAAGAUGCUUUGCUGGUGGAGCUUAAAGAAGACAAGAAUUUGACGUGGAAGCAAAUCGCGGACUUCUUCCCCGGGCGGACGAGUGGGACAUUACAAGUACGAUAUUGUACCAAGUUGAAGGCGAAGGAUGUAGUUUGGACAGAUGAUAUGGUUGGUCUCUCAAGUUCUUACUCUCUUGUUACUUCUGAUAACCCUAACCUCUUCACGGUUUCCAGUUGCUGA
This is a messenger RNA of Penicillium chermesinum, 924 nucleotides long. Its product is annotated as SANT/Myb-like DNA-binding domain-containing protein. The transcript has a single exon. NCBI's taxonomy places the organism in Eukaryota, Fungi, Ascomycota, Eurotiomycetes, Eurotiales, Aspergillaceae. The coding region runs from base 1 to 924 and encodes 307 amino acids. The record is from RefSeq and is a predicted model, not a curated record.